Molecule: messenger RNA, 930 nt
Organism: Nipponia nippon (crested ibis)
Lineage: Eukaryota; Metazoa; Chordata; Aves; Pelecaniformes; Threskiornithidae
Source: RefSeq, a predicted model, not a curated record
AUGGCGUCUGGAUGGGUAUCCUGGGACAAGCCUCCUGGAGAGGAGGUGUUUGGGGCUCCUGAGCUGGCAAAGCCCCUGGUCUUGCAGGAUGUCCCAUCCCCUCCUCUGCAGCCCCACCAGGUCCCACUGGGUGUCCAUUACUGUGAGUUAAAUUUUGCUGGUAUCUUGGUCUGCCAGGGAUUGUAUCAGGAAAACCAUACUCUUCAUUCCUGGUUUUUUUGGCAGGGAUACAGAGUAAUUGCUGUGACUGGCACUAAAGCUAUGGCAGCAGAGUGGGUUGUUGAUCAGAAGAUGCUGUGGCAGAUCCCUGAGGUGUCAUGUGAGGUUGUGGUGGCAUUGCCGACCACGUGUGGCACAGCCUCGCUAGUUCUUGACCAUAGGGCAUGGCUUCAGCCAGGCAGAGGCAAUUACACGGUCUGUCUGAACGGUACAGGAGUGACAUUUUCUCUGCAGCCUGGAGUUAAUAUGAUAGUGGCAGCUGGAAGUGACCCCACACGUGAGCUGGCUCUGAAGAGUGGCACAAGCCACAGCAUGAGCUGCAGCCAGAGCAGCAGAGAAGAGGUGAAGAUGGUCACAAGCAGCAGAGCAGUCGACAUGGCUGUCGAGGCCAUCGGUAGGGACAUCUUCAAGGCAGCUCUGCAAAGUUUGGCGUGGGAGGGCAGGACUGUGGGGAUGGGUUUUGCUAGAGGAAAAUCCUCUCCCACCAACCUGCUGCUUCUGAAGAACGUGUCUGCUAUGGGAGCAUCAAGUCAGUACCAGGAAGAUGAUUUCCCUGUUUUUUCCUCUGUCUCCUCCAUUCCCCAGUAUUGCUGGGAGGGAAAUAUCCAUCCCCAUGUUGGAGCACUCUUCAAACUGGAAGAGGUAAUAAAUGAAGCCUUCAACCACACGCUCCAGCACAAGUCCCAGGAAAGGCUGUCAUCAUCUCUGUGA